CGCUCUCUAGGGCACGCGUGUUCCCCACACGGACCCGCACCCGCGCCCGGAGCCAUGGGGGUGCUGAUGUCAAGGCGGCAGACGGUGGAGAAGGUGCAGAAGGUCAGCUUAGCCGUGUCAGCCUUUAAAGACGGGCUGAAAGACCAGCCGUCGGCGCGGCGGCGCGCGGAGGCCGAGGGCGCGCGCCGGGGCACGCUGGAGCAGGCGGUGCAGGAGGGCGAGGACGAGGCAGCCGCAGGGCCCUCGCAGCCGCAGGAGAGCGGCGCCAGCAAGGCCGCAUGGGAACGGCUGCGGGACGGCCGCGGAGUGGAGCCGGAGGAGCUGGAGCGGGCUAACAGGUUCACGCCGCCCGCCUUCAUCCGGCCCACGCGGGAGCUGCACGACGACGAGCCUCUCGACAUCAGCCUGGAGCACCGGGAGCAGGUUGUCAACGAUGAGAUGUGUGAGAUCUGUGAGGUGUGGACAGCCGAGAGCCUCUUCCCUUGCCGCAUCUGCAGCCGGGUGUACCACGACGGCUGCCUGCGCCGCAUGGGCUACCUGCAGAACGACAGCGCCGUGGAGGUGACAGAGACCGCGCACACCGAGACGGGCUGGAGCUGCAACUACUGUGACAACCUCAACCUCCUGCUGACAGAGGAAGAGAUGUACAGCCUGAUGGAGACCUUGCGGCAGUGCAAGAUCAUUCCAGACACCUGCCUGACUCUGGAUGACUUCCUGCACUACAAGCACCUGGUGCACAAGCAGCAGUUCGAGAAGCCCAUGGCAGAGGCCCAGGAGGAGCAGGCUACCCUGCAGUUCUCCGCCCUGGACCCCGAGAAGAAGGGGCACAUCGAGUGGCCGGACUUCCUCUCCCACGAGUCCAUCCAGCUGCUGCAGAAGCUCCGGCCACAGAACUCCCUGCUGCGGCUGCUGACGGCCAAGGAGCGGGAGCGGGCGCGCGCGGCCUUCCUGGCCCUCGACCAGGACGGCGACGGCUUCAUCGCGGAGAGCGAGUGCCGCAAGGCCCGGCACGCCUGGUUCCGCAAGCACCAGAAGGAAACGCCGUCCUGCAACGUCAGCAUCAGCCACGUGGGACCCAUGUCCGAGAGCAGCCCUGCCAGCAGCGGCAGCAGCAAGAGCCAGGAGAAGACCCUGCUGGCCACGGAGCAGGAGGAGGCCAGGCCUGUCGACUGGCGCGGCUUCCUGCGCGACAACGUCGCCUACAUCCUGGCCGCGCGCCCCAACAGCGCCGCCGUGCACCUGAAGCCGCCGGCGUAGCGCC
Nothoprocta perdicaria is the source of this 1261-nucleotide messenger RNA. It is a transcript of the gene PHF24, whose product is annotated as PHD finger protein 24. The record is from RefSeq and is a predicted model, not a curated record. Gene Ontology annotation, molecular function: calcium ion binding. The transcript has 8 exons. NCBI's taxonomy places the organism in Eukaryota, Metazoa, Chordata, Aves, Tinamiformes, Tinamidae. Bases 55 to 1257 code for a protein of 400 amino acids.